This is a messenger RNA of Paraglomus brasilianum, 285 nucleotides long. The record is from the annotation of a GenBank genome assembly. NCBI's taxonomy places the organism in Eukaryota, Fungi, Glomeromycota, Glomeromycetes, Paraglomerales, Paraglomeraceae.
AUGCCAUAUCAAAUAGAUUUGGCUAACGAAUAUUGUGUAAGUCAGAGCAGCAUUUCUGAAAUUCUAUUAAACAGAGAGAAGUGGCUUUCAAUAGAGUUUAUUACUAUCGAUGAUGAAGUACCAAUUGAACACCUUGAUAAUGACAAAAUUCUUGCGAUUGUGCAGGAAAAAGAAGGCGAUGAUGAAAAGCAGCUAAACCACAGCCCAAACGUUAUCAAUCCUACGUAUACUGAGGCCGAAGGUUUCUCAUUAUCAAAUAGAUAUAUUACGUCAAUCGCAGAUUGA